Molecule: messenger RNA, 1176 nt
Organism: Clonostachys rhizophaga
Lineage: Eukaryota; Fungi; Ascomycota; Sordariomycetes; Hypocreales; Bionectriaceae
Source: the annotation of a GenBank genome assembly
AUGGCUCCCCGAAAGAGCUUUGCUUCGACUCGUAAAGACAGUCGUCUCAAGAAGAUCUUUCGACCAGCCAAUCCAAACAAGCGACCCAAGAUUUCAGCACCGUCCGACUUCCGCCACAUAGAGACCGGCUCGUUCGAUUUUCCUCCAGUUGAAACGCCUCCUCCACAGCCUCGACUGGAUGGCUUGCGUCAACACUCUCCCCACCUUCGUCCGCUUGAAUUGAGCAUUUAUAUGCCAAACAACCGGAUAUCGCCAAUUCUUCCCCACUUUGAAUUCCCACCCGUCAAAACCCCCGAGAAAGCUGUUCUUGAGGAGCGACUUUCAGACGACCAUCAGCUUGUACGACAGAGAAGCUAUACAUCGGUGCCGUUCCACAUUCCUCGAAAGCCUGCGAUUGAAGAUUUGUCAUUCAAUCAGACUUGUCCUCCAGACAUCCCACCGAAGUCCCAAGCACGACCCCGCGCGAACACUUCGCCAGAAAUAGAGGCGAUCAAAGCACGUGUUGCGAACGCCAUGCUUGAGGUUGAGGAGCUCCAGAGACAGAUUGAAGAAGCUGCUGAGCGUCAGAGUCUGUAUGCUCUUAGCCGUCCAUCUACAAGCCAGUCGAGGGCUGAGUUAGAACCCAUGCCAUCGAUACCUGCACUCCCGCCAGCCGCACCUUCGUUCGCCGAAAGGCUGAAUUCUGGUGUCCAACUUGAGCGGCCCCGCACCGCCCCAUUGAAUCAUAUGUUCCCUGCACCUAUUUCAUCAGAGCGUUUGGGAGAAGGCCUGGCCGAUCUUGAAGCUAAAUUGCAGCUGCAACAUACCCCCACGCUGGCGCCGCCUCUUCCCCUCGUGCUCCGUCCCCCGUUACGCAAGAAGAAAUCCUUCUCUCGCGUUUCGACAUGGCUAUUCCCUCAUGGCCAGCAUAAACGUGAUGUGAGUCUCGAUUCCGUCACCAACGUUCCUCGGCCAAUUAAAGGGACCGACGGAUUCUACCAGUGUGUCCAACCUGGAGGGUCCGCUCAGCGUACAUCGUUUGAUUCCUUGGAUACUGUCUCUACCUGGGAUUCAGAGGAUGACCAACGCACGGCACCAACCAAUUGGUCGCCUGAAAGCACACCCGCCCCUAAAAUGGAGGGUGUUCCUAUGGAGAGACAACUGACUUUUGGAAAAAGAGGUUGUUCUUCACCCUAG